AUGUUAUCUUCAUCUUUCAUUUCAUUUCUUGUGCCACUGCAUGACAAUGUUGUUAGGGAGACAUUGCGUUUACGACCACCUAUUCUUACGAUUAUUCGUAAAGUUAUUAGAGAUAUGAAAAUUCCAGGUACAAAUUAUGUCAUACCAAAAGAUUACUACAUCCAGGCUAUUCCAGUGGUUUCAGCAUGUUCAGAUGAAUUUUUUGAAAAUGCACAGACAUUCAAUCCUGGUAGAUGGGAGGAGUUUGAUAAGAGCAACUUAGUUAAGGAAAGGAAUGAUGAUCUUGUGGAUUAUGGAUUUGGUGUUUUGCAUUCUGCUAGUGCCAAAUCACCAUUUAUUCCAUUUGGUGCAGGUAAACUAUGGUUAUUAUUAAUUAAAUUUACUAUAAUAAAUAGAUUUUAG
Entrophospora sp. SA101 is the source of this 402-nucleotide messenger RNA. NCBI's taxonomy places the organism in Eukaryota, Fungi, Glomeromycota, Glomeromycetes, Entrophosporales, Entrophosporaceae. The record is from the annotation of a GenBank genome assembly.